This is a messenger RNA of Euleptes europaea (tarantolino), 1149 nucleotides long. RefSeq names its product olfactory receptor 52R1-like. Gene Ontology annotation, molecular function: olfactory receptor activity; G protein-coupled receptor activity. Gene Ontology annotation, cellular component: membrane. Bases 1 to 1149 code for a protein of 382 amino acids. The record is from RefSeq and is a predicted model, not a curated record. Lineage: Eukaryota; Metazoa; Chordata; Lepidosauria; Squamata; Sphaerodactylidae. Gene Ontology annotation, biological process: G protein-coupled receptor signaling pathway. The transcript has 2 exons.
AUGUCUCCUGCCAGCAACGCCACUUCCAGGCCUGCCUCCUUCCUCUUAAUUGGCAUCCCAGGCCUGGAGGCCACCCAGAGGUGGCUGUCCAUCCCCCUGUGCUCCAUGUACCUCUUGGCUCUGGUGGGAAACGCUUUGCUCCUCGUGAUCAUCAAGACGGAGCCCAGCUUGCAUCAGCCCAUGUACCUCUUCCUCGCCAUGCUGGCCGUCACCGACCUGGUCCUCUCCACCUCCACCCUGCCCCUCAUGCUGGCCAUCUUCUGGCUGGGCCCCCGGGCCAUCGGCUUCCACUGCUGCCUGGUCCAGAUGUUCUUCAUCCACGCCUUCUCCUCUGUGGAGUCCGGCAUCCUGGUGGCCAUGGCCCUGGACCGCUACGUGGCCAUCUGCCUCCCCCUGAGGCAUUCCGCCAUUCUGAAGACCUCCACCCUGGCUAAGAUGCUGCUGGUCAUCAUCCUCCGGGGCCUGAUCCUCAUCACCCCCUUUGCCCUCCUCCUCCAAAAUCUGCCCUUCUGUGGACACCGAGUCAUCCCCCACUCCUAUUGUGAGCACAUGGCUGUGGUCAAGCUGGCCUGUGGGGACACCACUGUCAACCAGAUGUACGGCCUGGCAGUGGCCCUCUUCGUGGUGGGCUCGGACGUCCUCUCCAUUGCCUUGUCCUAUGUGAUGAUUCUCCAGGCCGUCUUUGCCCUCCCGUCCCGGCAAGAGCGGCUGAAGGCCCUCAGCACCUGUGCUUCUCACUGCUGCGUGAUUCUCAUUUUCUACAUCCCCGGGCUUUUCUCCUUCCUGACACACCGUUUUGGCCACGGGGUCCCUCACCAAGUCCACAUUCUGCUGGCCGUCCUCUAUCUCUUGGUGCCACCAAUGCUGAACCCCAUUGUGUAUGGCGUGAAGACGAAGCAGAUACGAAGCAGGCUGAUACUGUUCUACUGCAGGCCAACAUGGCCAGCCCUCUUAUUUCAAGGGAACAGUCUGUGGUUUACGUCUCCUGCCAAGCCAGGACUGCUUCAGGAGUCAGGGCUGCAAAAUCCAAGGCCAGUCUCCACCUGGUUGCAGUUGGUCAAGGAAGGGCUGCCAUUCUGGUGCCCAGCGCAGCAUCUGCGCAUCAGCCCCUGGCCACUGCAGGGAACGCUGGCCAGCCGCUUGUCCUGA